CAUCUCUACCGUAUUACUUAAAUAUGCAUUUAAAAGUAAUUUGUCACAUCACGUCUUAUCUUAAAUUCUUGGGUCAUUCUGCCAUUUAUGUGUGUAUACAGCGGAGUAAACCUUGAGAUAAGACUAUACGACCUCACACGUAGACGUAAUAAGUCCCAUUAUCACCUCGCUUCUUCUCUCCAGUCACAGAGGCGCACGAUGGGAAGACUUUGGACUUUGGAAACGCGCAUGUUGUGACAAUAUUUUUUUAUUAAAGGGCCGUCGCUCGUAUCUGGUCACGCUCCUGGUUCGUACUCGACACCGGUGCGCUUACACAAAGUUGUCUUGGGCUUCAGAACAAUUUACAAAAAAAAAUCAGAGCCAUGCGGGUUGCUGUUCUGGUCUUACUGCUGAGCAUUUCCAGGGGCUCUCUGUCUCAGGACAAACUCAACAUGUGCAUGGACGCCAAACACCACAAAGUGAAGCCUGGCCCGGAGGGUAAACUUUACCUUCAGUGCGCCCCGUGGCGCGACAACGCGUGUUGCACAGCCAACACCAGCGUCGAAGCCCACGACGACAACUCCUACCUGUACAACUUCAACUGGAACCACUGUGGCGGGAUGAGCCCGAAGUGCAAGAAGCACUUUGUCCAAGACACCUGCUUCUAUGAAUGCUCACCACACCUGGGGCCCUGGAUCCAAGCGGUGGAUCAGUCCUGGCGCAAGGAGCGAAUAUUAAACGUACCUCUGUGUAUGGAGGACUGCCACGAGUGGUGGGAGGACUGCAAAGACGAAGUCACGUGUAAGGCCAACUGGCACAAAGGAUGGGACUGGAGCUCAGGGAUUAACCAAUGCCCCAAAGGCAGCAAGUGCAGGAAGUGGACCGACGUGUACCCAACGCCCAAGUCCAUGUGCGAACAAAUCUGGUCUCAAUCCUACCUCUAUACGACGCACUCCAAAACAUCAGGGCGGUGCAUGCAGCUGUGGUUCACCGGGCCGAACCCCAACACUAAAGUCGCUGAGUAUUACAUCAACGGCGCUCGGCGACAGAGCAGUUUUUCAGUCGCGUCGCUGCUCUUGCUGGCGACGUCGUCGCUCUCUGCCCUCAUCUAAACAGAUCGGGCCUUCUUCCUUGC
This is a messenger RNA of Syngnathoides biaculeatus (alligator pipefish), 1114 nucleotides long. RefSeq names its product folate receptor (gene folr). Lineage: Eukaryota; Metazoa; Chordata; Actinopteri; Syngnathiformes; Syngnathidae. The record is from RefSeq and is a predicted model, not a curated record. The transcript has 5 exons. Gene Ontology annotation, cellular component: external side of plasma membrane. Gene Ontology annotation, molecular function: signaling receptor activity. The coding region runs from base 363 to 1091 and encodes 242 amino acids.